UUCUGUGUGCCGGCGAAUUUUGGUUUCAAACUUUCGGUUUGCAGUCGCAACGUCUCACGUCUCACGGGAGACAGAGACCCAAGUCUUGAGACAAGGAGUGUGAUCGGCAGAUGUGCUAGGAUCACUGACUGCCCCUCUGGGGGAUGCCUCGGAGGGAGGGGAACGACUCCAGGAGUCCGACUGGGAUGGGGGUGAAGACUCGGUAGUCUUCCUGGAUUGAAAGAACUACUCACCAGCCUGAUCUUCUGCAUCUUUGGAUUGGUUUUGUCUGCCUAAGAGGUGGCAGACAUUUGUUAGUCUUUGUGUGUAUUUCUUCUGUGUCUGUUUUGUGUUUUUUGUCACCUGGACAAUGGGACAGACUGUGACAACCCCCCUAAGUUUGACCUUAGAUCACUGGACUGAAAUUAGGUCAAGGGCCCACAAUCUUUCAAUGGAGAUCAAGAAGGGACCUUGGCGGACUUUCUGUGCUUCUGAGUGGCCAACAUUUGAUGUGGGCUGGCCACCAGAGGGGACUUUUGACCUGACUGUAAUCUUUGAAGUUAAAGCCAUUGUCUUUCAUGACGGACCUGGGUCCUACCUGGACCAGCAACCCUACAUAACUGUGUGGCAAGACCUCGUCCAGAAUCCACCCCCAUGGAUCAAACUGUGCAUCCCAAAACGGAAGCCAGGCUCCCAAGCCCUGGCUCUCCAUGGACCAAAAGUGAAACCCAAGGAUCCUCCUGAAAAGGAGCCUUCACCUGGGCCCUCAGCUCUCCCCAAGAUCUAUCCCGAGAUUGAGGGGCCUCCUGAGUGGCCAGAACCUUUUCCUCCUCCCUAUCUCCUGCCCGCUCCGGCUCCUGCGCAUCCACAGCUUCCAGAGCCUGGCCCUGGGGCUGGUGGCUGGAACCCAAAGCCAGAGCGCACAGAGUCCCUCCGCAGAUGGGGUUCCUGACACCAUGUCUGCCUUUCCUUUGUGCGCAGUGGGGCCACCGGCCGACCCCCACUCUCUCCAAACUCUUCAGUACUAGCCAUUCUCAUCAGCUGAUCUCUAUAACUGGAAAUCCUACUUUUUCAGAAAAUGCAGCUGGACUAACCAGCCUGGUGGAGUCAUUAAUGUUCUCUCAUCAGCCCACUGAGGAUGAUUGCCAGCAGCUUUUGCAGGUUCUUUUUACCACGGAAGAAAAAGAAAGAAUCCUCUUAAAGGCUUGGAAAAAACGUCCCAGGGACAAACAGGGCCCCAAUCAACCUGUCCAACGAGAUAAACGUGGGGUUCCCUCUCGAUAGACCACACUUGGGACUACAACAGGGCUCAAGGUAGGGAGAGGUUGACAGUUUACCGCAGGGCUCUAGUGGCAGGUCUCAAGGGAGCGGCAAGAUGCCUCUCCAAUCUGGCAAAGGUAAGAGAAGUUAUGCAGGGGCCAGCUGAGCCCCCGUCUGUUUUUCUAGAGAGAUUAAUGGAGGCUUACAGACGCUACACUCCCUUUGACCCCACCUCGGAGGGUCAACAAGCCACGGUAGCUAUGGCUUUUAUAGGGCAGUCAUCAUCAGACAUUAAAAGAAAGUUACAGAUACUAGAAGGGUUACAUGCCAUGGCUUUACAGGACUUAGAGAGGCAGAGAAAGUAUUUAACAGGAGAGAAACAGAGGAAGAAAAGAAAGAGAGAAGCGCAAGGAAGAAAGAAAGAGAAAAUAGGAGGGAUCAGAGGCAGGAGAGAAAUUUAAGCAGGAUUCUGGCCGCCGUAGUAGGAGAGUGUGAGAGAAGAAGUAGAUCUGAGAGUAGACAGACAGGGUACCUGGGCAACAGGAAACCUAGACCUUGUGGAAGAGGACCUGUUCAGAAAACUCUGGAAAAGGACCAAUGUGCAUACUGCAAAGAGAAGGGACAUUGGGCGCGAGAAUGCCCUAAGAAGAGUGGGAAAUGCCCCUAAGGUCAUGACUCUCGAAGAUGAUGACUAGGGGAGAUGGGGCUCGGACCCCCUCCCCGAGCCUAGGGUAACCCUGACUGUGGUGGGGACCCCUAUGGACUUUCUAGUAGAUACCGGGGCAGAACACUCUGUGUUGAAACAACCAUUGGGG
Messenger RNA from Mus caroli (Ryukyu mouse), 2054 nucleotides. The record is from RefSeq and is a predicted model, not a curated record. NCBI's taxonomy places the organism in Eukaryota, Metazoa, Chordata, Mammalia, Rodentia, Muridae.